GACAAGCAGGAGAUUGAGGGAGAACUACAUGUCAUGGUCAAGAAGAUCCCUGGAUUUUCCAUUGAGGGAAAAGGAGCUGUAAAAAUGACGGAUGAGGAUAAAAAAAGGCUGAGAAUAUCAGCUGCACAUUUCAUGGUGAUGUCCAUCUUGAGCAGAAUCCCACCACGUACAUGGAGGCCCUAGAGCUGUACAAGAAGCUCCCCAGUCUACUGAAGGAGAAUCCUCAGAAUGCAGUGCCAAUAAAAGUCUGGCUCUAUCCUCUUUGUCUAGUGGAUACAAAAGCUGCUCAGCUGGAGAGAGAAAUCAGCACACGUUUGAUUUCCAGCAUUGGAGAUAUGAUGGAGGGGCUGGGGGACGUAGAGAGGACAUGCAAUGACCUGUGCAGAAGAACAGAGGUAAAUGUUUUCAGUGACAUCAAAGAAAGGCUAUGCUCAUUUAAGGAUUCAUUUAGCAUUUACAAGAUAGUGCUCCAGAAAGCACUGGCCAGAGUCUUGCCUGCCAUUCGAGGAGGAGGUAUGGAGGAACAAUCCUUAGAAGACAUCCUGAAGAUAGACAACAGCUCCCCUUUUAAUGCCGACUUACUUAACCAAUGGUUAGAUGAUGCAAAGUCUGAACUUUACUUGUUGAAUAAUCACACCAAGACACUGAAUGAGAUCAACACAGUAGAUUCAGACGGGCUCAACGCCAUCCUUUCUGAUCCUGACACUGAUGUAGUGUUGUGCUUGACCUUCACAUCUCUAAAAUAUGAAGACCCAUAUCUUUCAAUCCUGACAGAGUUUCUAAAAUCUGACAAGUUUAAAGAGCUUGAUAAAAAAGAAAAACUACAUUCUGUGGCAUCAGAUGGACAGUGGUUCAAAGAUCCUGAUGUCAUUGCAAAAAUGAGAGAGAACUCACGUCUCUUCAAAAGAUUUUCAGAGGCCAAUAAAAAUGAGAAGAGUAUCCGAUUCAUUAUAUCUGCCAUCUCCAAUCCUACCAUUCCAGGCUCCUCCAUCUAUCUGUAUGAAAAUGGGAAACUGACAGACGCAAAGUUUCAGCCUGUGUCCAAGCCGCCCCCACCAGUAGUGAAGAAUGUCCUGGACUCAACUGUUUCCCUGAAACUGCAGAAGUCCCCAACUGGAGAAACAGUGAAGUACAGAGUGGAGUACAAGCAGGUGAAAGCAGAUUCUGGAGCUGAGGAACAGUGGAUUGUCAUUGACACAGCUGAUGAAGACUUCAGCCUUACUGAACUGGUAUCUGGAAAGCAGUACCUGAUCCACUACAGGAUACUGGGUAAAGUGGGAGUGAGUGAAGCCAGUGAAACUACACAGACUUACAGCCGUCACAUAACAUGUGAGGAAGGCACGCAGCAUGAAGAUGAAGGUCAAAGAUAA
Messenger RNA from Labeo rohita (rohu), 1370 nucleotides. RefSeq names its product neoverrucotoxin subunit alpha-like. The transcript is spliced from 2 exons. The record is from RefSeq and is a predicted model, not a curated record. Gene Ontology annotation, molecular function: protein binding. Bases 171 to 1370 code for a protein of 399 amino acids. NCBI's taxonomy places the organism in Eukaryota, Metazoa, Chordata, Actinopteri, Cypriniformes, Cyprinidae.